AUGCCUAAUUUAAGACUUUAUACAGAUGGAUCACAACAUGAUGACCACACUGGUUGUGCAUUGGUCGCGUAUUACGAUAAUGAAGAAAUUUUUCAAUGGUUAUGUAAAUUUAGAACCCACAAUAGUGUAUUUCAAGCCGAGGCAGAGGUACUUCUUCAGGCUGUCAAAUUUAUCAAAACUUCUGGUGAGCCUGAAAGCAUAAUUAUCACAGAUAGUCUCUCCUCUUUAUCUGCUAUUCAAAAUUUCAGACAUACUCCUACAAUAACGCAAAUUCAACAGGAAUUGCUCUCGGCCACUCCUCUUAAGAUAACGCUUGCAUGGACAAAAGGACAUGCUGCUGAUGUAGGCAAUAUAGCAGCAGAUAAACUUGCUAAAGAGGCUGCAAUAGGCAUUACAACAGGAAACUAUACUAAUGGCAAUCUGAAUGGGACAGUUCUGACACUGGUCAUCGGACAUACAGCUUUAUUAUAUGUCGAUGUUAAACGGCACAUCACUAAUCCUCAAGUGGUACGCUAUGCUUCAGGGCAUGGCCCAUUCCCUAGUUAUUUUAACAGAUUUGGAACUACAAAUACUGAU
Molecule: messenger RNA, 576 nt
Organism: Stegodyphus dumicola
Lineage: Eukaryota; Metazoa; Arthropoda; Arachnida; Araneae; Eresidae
Source: RefSeq, a predicted model, not a curated record